AUGUCAAUGAACAUCAAAUCUAUCCUUGCUAAGUACUCAUCCAACUUACGCAGAGACUUCCUUGCCAUCCUAGUUAAGCUUUCUGCCAAGAAGCUCAACAUGUACACAGUCAGAAACGACUGGAGAACUAAAAAAGGAAUGCUCGACUUUCUUGAGCGUAAUUGGGAAGCUAUUAGCAAGUUUAUUGUCUCCGACCCCGCCAUCAGUUGGUUCUGCAAUAACUACUCAAAUAUGGCUCAGGCAUUUACUGAUAGAAAAUUUGCCUUCUUCAUUCAAGAUAACUGGAGUUCAGUUGGCGACAUUCUUUCUAGGGCUGAUGUCCUAACGAUCCUCCAGUAUCAAAAGCCAGUUAUUAAGCAGAUGCUCGAGACAAAAGAUCCAGUUCAAAUUCCACCCAUCUGGGCUCAGUUCCAGCCAUCUAGAGAUCUCUUCCAUAUCAUAAAAAUGUACAAGACAGGAUCUCCUGUUGAAUCUCCUAAGGUUUCUCCUUGCAAUUCACCCCGGCUGGACACAACCGAGGAAACUAUUGAUUCGUUCCCCCAAAUGAACGAAUAUGACUUUGGGAACUUCGAACCUGACCUUGUUGAUCCAGGAUUCUUUGAUCAGCAGUUUAUAUUUUCCGACGAAUAA
Molecule: messenger RNA, 630 nt
Organism: Trichomonas vaginalis G3
Lineage: Eukaryota; Parabasalia; Trichomonadida; Trichomonadidae
Exons: 1
Coding region: 1-630 (209 amino acids)
Source: RefSeq, a predicted model, not a curated record